AUGCGGAGGUCAUGAGUUCGAGUCUCAUCGGUGGCUGAUACUUUUUUGAAACAAUUGCUUGUGAAGAAAAAAAUAGGGAUGGCGGUUUUCAAAGUUUUGUGGUAUAGCAAAAGGCUAUGAGUUUGAGUUGGUUGCGCUCUAUUUUUGUUUCACCUUUACUUGAAAGUUUGAACUAUUUUGCUACUCAAGAGCAUUUUACUUUUGCUGGUGACACAUCCAUACUACUUCUGAAACAAACCCAGUCUCGCAAACAUGCGUUUGUAGUAGAAGUAGAUUUGAAAGCGCAUACACUAUGGAUAUCAGACGGGUCUUUUACUGUUAGCUCGGUCAUAACGGAGGAGGCUGCACGACACUUGGAACAGGAUUCGGAGUAUGUCAGUGUGGCACAACUUCGUUUGGGUGAGAUUAUUUUACGCAAGUUUGACUUGGUGCUUGAGCAUUUAAAGAACAACUGGAAACCUAAAAUAGUUAUUCAUCAGUUUUAUUACAAAGGGGAAAUAUUUGCUCCAUUGGAAAAUAGUUUGGACUUGGAACGCGAUCCUACAGUUGGUCAUCUGAUAGAAACGUUUUCCAAAGUCAUGUUAGAAGUGGGUAACUACAAAAGAGAAGCAGUGUUUCUUUUGUCUGGUUUAUGGAAACAGGCAUUCGAGUCGUCUAGAAGAUGGAGACGGUUUGCUACUUGCAAUGAUAUUUUAAAACUGGGCAAAUUCGUGGAGGAAACGGCCUUUCACCAAGUUGAAAACGGAGUGGAAAACAGUAUACCGUCAUUCUCACCAUGUUAUGAUGGAAAACCAGUUUCGUCCACAACGAUAAAACAAGAAUGCUAUGAACUGAACAAGGAUGAUGAUGAAUGGGUGACAAUGAUGGCAACAGCUCAACCCAAUUCUCAGUCAUUCUUUUCUCCAGAGUCUCCACCACCAUCAUCCUUUGAAAUUCAAGAAACCAAUGAAAAUGACGACACUCAAAGAGUUCAAUCUGCAAACGAAUCAUGGACCCACGAUGGUAUCGACCAAUUAGAGGAAUAUGAACAUCUCGCAAACAUUUCGACCAACUUGAGCCAUUUUCCCGAUGGUAAAGAAUAUCUUACACAACGUUUACAAGAACGUCAACUUUCACAACCAUUUUCUGCUUUUCGUUCAGAGGUAGAUAUCUCACCUGUGGACGAUAUCUUGUCGAAACAACAUCAUUCUCAAAACCUAGAGAUAGUAAAGAACAGAAAAAGAUUUCUUCGAUAGAAGAGUUGCUUGAAGAAAGGGAAAAGUGGCUUC
Messenger RNA from Galdieria sulphuraria, 1268 nucleotides. RefSeq lists its product as uncharacterized. The coding region runs from base 117 to 1235 and encodes 372 amino acids. NCBI's taxonomy places the organism in Eukaryota, Rhodophyta, Bangiophyceae, Galdieriales, Galdieriaceae. The transcript has 2 exons. The record is from RefSeq and is a predicted model, not a curated record.